GUUUAACUACGUACCCCAUCAACCACUCUUUAUGGCUUGGAAGUAAUGUUCAUAAGUUUGACAACUAUUGCAAAUUAUUCAAUAAGAUUCUCCUAAUACCUACAGAAUGUCCAUUAAAAACGAUGUCAUCUUGGCCCCGAGCCCCUCCACCACGCGAGGGCAGCCAACACAGCUCUCAUGCGACUCUAAAGGAGAACGCUUAGCCUACGCAUCCAACAAAUCUAUCUUCCUACGCUCCAUUGACAACCCCUCACUCUCAAAACAAUACACGGAACAUAAAGCAGAAACAACAGUUGCGCGGUUCUCUCCUUCUGGCUAUUACGUUGCAAGCGGCGACGAGAGCGGCACUGUCAGGGUAUGGGACUGUGUUGGGGAAGGCAUUACAAAAGGGGAAUACUUCAUUGUCAGCGGUCGUAUCAACGACCUUGCAUGGGACGGAGACUCGCAACGGAUCAUAGCAGUGGGCGAAGGAAAGCAGAGAUUCGGUCAUUGUUUCACUGCAGAUAGCGGCAACUCAGUUGGCGAAGUUACAGGCCACAGUCAGAGAGUCAAUUCCGUAUCCAUUCGGCAACAACGACCCAUUCGCGCUGCCACUGCCGGAGAUGACAAGUCUGUCAUAUUUUACCAAGGCCCGCCAUUCAAAUUCAACACGAGCAAUGGCUCAAAUCAUGUCAAUUACAUCUACGGACUUGCCUUUAGCCCGGAUGGCGCAAAUCUCGUCAGUGUCGGCGGAGACCGACGGAUUUGGCUCUACGAUGGGAAAACUGGGGAGAGCAAGACUCAAAUAGGCGCUGGGGAACACACCGGCAGUAUAUUGGGCGUCUCCUGGUCGCAGGACUCGAGGAAAUUUGUCACAGCCAGCGCGGACCGGACCGUGAAGAUUUGGGACGUGGAGCAUGGGAAAGUCGUGCAGAAUUGGAAGAUGGGCGAGGAAGGGUCCGUGAGCAUACCGGAUCAGCAGGUUGGAGUUGUUUGGCCCUCCGGAAGAAGCGAUGGCCUGAUUAUCAGUCUGGCUCUCUCUGGUAACCUCAACUACCUAGCUGAAGGUAGCGAGAGGCCAACCCGCGUUAUCCAAGGUCCUCAGAAGAGCAUUACCUCCAUGGCUCGAUUUGAUAUUGGCGAUAAGGAAACCCUUUGGACCGGGAGCGUUGACGGCAAACUUUACAACUGGGAUGUAUCGCAGGGAUCCGCAGAACGAGUUGAUGGGGAGGGCCAUCCUAACUAUGUCAAUGGCCUAGCACCCACGGGCGAAGGCAAUGGCCGUAUAUACAGCGUCGGUUGGGACGACACAAUUCGUUCUGUGGACGUAUCUACAAACACAUAUACCGGAAGCGCAACCAAACUUGCCAGCCAGCCGAAGAACGCUGCUGCGGCUGCCAAUAGCAUGGUUCUUGUCGCAAACUCAGAAGGCGUUGAGAUAUUCAAAGACGGAACAAAAGUAGGUGAUUUCGCUUGCGCGGCGUCUCCUGUCAACGUCGUUGCUGCGCAUGGUAGCACUGCCGCAAUUGGAUGCGACGACUCGUCCGUCCGAAUCUGCUCUAUUAACAACCACACAAUAUCCCCCUCGGUGGAAAUAAAAGCUUCAAGAAACCCGAUCACUGCGCUCGCCUUCUCGCCAGAUGGUUCCUUGAUAGCCGCGGGAGAUUCACGUGGGCGCGUGCUAGUCUACAAGACAGCAGAUGGCAGCAUUGUUACAGACCGAUGGACAGCGCAUACCGCACGCAUCACCUCUCUCGCUUGGAAUCCUGAGGGCACCCAUCUAGCGAGCGGAAGUCUAGAUACAAACAUUUUUAUCUGGAGCUUGGCUUGUCCCGGGGACUGGCUGCGGGCUCCCAACGCUCAUAAGGAAGGGGUCAAUGGGGUGGCCUGGAUCACUGGCCGCACCAAAAUCGCAUCGGUUGGGUCUGAUGCCGCUGUUAAAAUAUGGCAGCUGGAAGAUCUUAAGUAAAUAACUAAAUAUGGACUGUUAGACCCUGUGGGGUGGUUGUUCUUGUUGGUCUUCAAAUGAGAGGUAAUGGUAGUUACCAGCUUAGCACAUAGCAUUGAAUGAAAUUAUUUAUGAUUAUACGUAGACUGAUGACGUUUCUAAUUCUAUUAUAUUUAUUUGACUACGGUUUCUAACCAUUAUUGAUUUUAUGUGAAUGUUUUUUGGUUAUGUACAGAGAG
Messenger RNA from Blastomyces dermatitidis ER-3, 2166 nucleotides. Its product is annotated as actin cortical patch component. The coding region runs from base 107 to 1948 and encodes 613 amino acids. Gene Ontology annotation, biological process: positive regulation of actin filament depolymerization; actin filament depolymerization. Gene Ontology annotation, molecular function: actin filament binding. Gene Ontology annotation, cellular component: cortical actin cytoskeleton. The record is from RefSeq and is a predicted model, not a curated record. Lineage: Eukaryota; Fungi; Ascomycota; Eurotiomycetes; Onygenales; Ajellomycetaceae. The transcript is spliced from 3 exons.